AUGAGCGGCUUAUUUGACAUGGCUUUAGACGAUUACAACAAUACGACCAACAGAACCAAGAACCAAAAAGCCUUGUCUCGGCGAACAGUCCGUAGUCAAGCUUUUUCAGUGGAAAGUGGUUCUUCAAAUCGAACAGGUCGUACUCGAACCGCACCUUAUAGUCGCUCGAAACUUCAUGGGGCGAUGCGGGUACAGCUACUUCUUCCGUUUCCUUUGGGCCAAAAGAUUGACGAUCGAGCUUCGCUGUUGUUCGUCAACGGAAACAUAAACAGUCAAUGGUCGCACGAUCUAUAUGAAGACGGACACGCACACGGUUCACCUUCAAGUACCACACGUUAUACCUCAAAUCAAAACGGUAAUCCCAAAUUGCUAGUGGAAAAUUUAUUUUAUGAAAUCACUCAGGAUGAUCUUCAGGAUUUAUUCUCGAAAACAGGUGCCAUAAAAAAGGUGUUUCUUCACUAUGAUCGGGCUGGACGAAGUCUUGGCGUGGCAGAUGUCAUUUUUGAAGAUUCUAAAGAUGCUGCGGCAGCCUUAAAAAAGUAUAACGGAACAAUGUUUGAAGGUCAAGAGAUGAGGAUCAAGUACGCAGCAUCUAAUAAGCCCAAUACAAAAGUUCGUGGAUCAUCAUCCAAUUCAGACCGUGGUUCUGUCUUUGAUCGUCUAGGCAAUGUUCAAAAUAGCUCAAUCAAACAAACUUCUCGUAAUGAUCUUCGUUCUCGAUUAGGCCGAGGUGGCGGCGCUGCGCAUUCCGUCAAGAAUUCGGAUAGUCGACGGAAAGCUUUGCAGAGAAAACCUGUUACCUACGAUGAUCUAGACGCAGAUCUAGAUGCAUAUAUGGCUACCGAAGUAAAUUAA
Messenger RNA from Ambispora leptoticha, 855 nucleotides. The record is from the annotation of a GenBank genome assembly. NCBI's taxonomy places the organism in Eukaryota, Fungi, Glomeromycota, Glomeromycetes, Archaeosporales, Ambisporaceae.